GGACUCCGCAGCGCCUCAUAUACCUUCCAGCACGCGCUGGCCGGGCCCAGACUGCUAGAGCAGCCGGAGGAGGAGGAGGCGGAGGAGGCGGCGGCCGCAGGAAAGGAGGAAGAGAGGCGGCAGCAGCCAGUAGCCAGCAGUCUGCAGCCAGCAGCCGGCAGCCGCGCGGCGCUGCUCUGCCCCUUUUCUCUCUUGCUCCCUCCCCCUAGCCUGAGCCCACAGACCGCCUCCUCCGGCGGCAGCAGCUCCCAUAGCGCCAGCCGCAGAGACCGUCCCUUUCUCCGCGAGACGCGGACCGAGCGAGCCUCUGCAGGCUCUGCUUCUCCGGGCCGGCUGGGGAAGAGCCGCCUGGGGACCGGCCGAGAGCUCGGAGAGCGGAGCGCAGGGAACGAGCGCAGAGGCGCAGGCAGCGAGCGAGCCGGAGCCGGCCCUCCUGCCGUCUCUGCCUGCCCCGGCUGGGCGGCCCCUCCGCCUCUGGUCCGGGUUCGUUCCUCCCCGGCUGCCUGCGCCGAACUCCUGGCCUGAGCUGAGCCGGCAGCCCGCCCGGCGUGACUGUGUGUGCGAGUGCGGCUGGAGGCCAGUCCUGCCCGGCAGUCCAGAAGCAGCCCCGGCUGAAGGAAGAGAAAAAUGUCAGUCAGCAUGCAUGAAAAUCGCAAAUCUAGAGCCAGCACUGGCUCAAUCAAUAUAUAUUUGUUCCACAAAUCCUCAUAUGCUGAUAGUGUCCUCACACAUCUGAAUCUUUUGCGCCAGCAGCGACUUUUUACAGAUGUCCUUCUACAUGCAGGAAACAGGACUUUCCCUUGCCACAGAGCUGUCUUGGCUGCAUGUAGCCGCUAUUUUGAAGCCAUGUUUAGUGGUGGCCUCAAAGAGAGCCAGUCCAGUGAAGUCAACUUUGAUAAUUCUAUCCAUCCAGAAGUCUUAGAACUGCUGCUCGACUAUGCAUAUUCAUCCCGAGUUAUUAUCAAUGAAGAGAAUGCAGAAUCCCUUCUGGAAGCUGGAGACAUGCUAGAAUUCCAGGACAUUCGAGAUGCUUGUGCAGAGUUCCUUGAAAAGAACCUUCAUCCCACCAACUGUCUUGGCAUGCUGCUGCUGUCUGAUGCACACCAGUGUACCAAACUUUAUGAACUCUCUUGGAGGAUGUGCCUCAGCAACUUCCAAACCAUCAGUAAAAACGAAGACUUCCUUCAGCUGCCCCAGGACAUGGUGGUACAGCUCCUGUCCAGUGAAGAACUAGAGACUGAAGAUGAAAGGCUGGUGUACGAGUCUGCUAUUAACUGGAUUAGCUAUGACCUGAGCAAGCGCCACUGCUACCUUCCUGAGCUGUUGCAGACUGUGAGGCUGGCCCUCUUGCCAGCCAUAUAUCUCAUGGAGAAUGUAGCCAUGGAAGAACUCAUCACCAAACAGAGGAAAAGCAAAGAGAUUGUGGAAGAGGCAAUAAGGUGCAAAUUGAAAAUCUUGCAGAAUGAUGGUGUAGUCACUAGUCUUUGUGCUCGGCCUCGCAAAACUGGCCAUGCCCUUUUCCUUCUGGGAGGCCAGACCUUCAUGUGUGACAAGCUGUAUCUUGUGGACCAAAAAGCAAAGGAAAUCAUUCCCAAGGCAGACAUUCCCAGCCCGAGGAAAGAGUUCAGUGCCUGUGCAAUCGGGUGCAAAGUGUAUAUAACUGGUGGGCGGGGGUCAGAGAAUGGGGUCUCCAAAGAUGUUUGGGUCUAUGACACUCUUCACGAAGAGUGGUCGAAAGCUGCCCCCAUGCUUGUGGCCAGGUUUGGUCAUGGUUCUGCCGAACUCAAACACUGUCUGUAUGUAGUAGGUGGACAUACAGCAGCAACUGGUUGCCUGCCCGCUUCCCCGUCUGUGUCAUUAAAGCAAGUAGAACAGUAUGAUCCUGUGACUAACAAGUGGACAAUGGUUGCCCCACUCCGAGAAGGCGUGAGCAAUGCAGCGGUAGUGAGUGCCAAACUGAAGUUAUUUGCUUUUGGCGGCACCAGUGUUAGCCAUGAUAAGCUACCCAAAGUUCAGUGUUAUGAUCAGUGUGAGAACAGGUGGACAGUACCAGCCACUUGCCCACAGCCCUGGCGAUACACCGCGGCAGCUGUUCUGGGCAACCAGAUUUUUAUUAUGGGUGGAGAUACCGAAUUCUCUGCAUGCUCGGCUUACAAAUUCAACAGUGAGACAUACCAGUGGACCAAGGUGGGAGAUGUGACAGCCAAGCGCAUGAGCUGCCAUGCGGUAGCAUCUGGAAACAAACUAUAUGUGGUUGGUGGCUACUUCGGUAUUCAAAGAUGCAAAACCUUGGACUGCUAUGACCCGACAUUAGAUGUGUGGAACAGCAUCACCACGGUCCCCUAUUCUCUCAUUCCUACAGCAUUCGUCAGUACUUGGAAACAUCUUCCCUCUUAAGGCUGCUGCCUUAUUUGAAGAUAAUUAUCUGUUUAUUCCAUGGCUUGGUGAAACAACUGUGGGACCUUGACUUUGGAGAAGCCGAAUUUAAUGAAGAAGAAAAAAAGUUGUUCUGGACUUGAAUAAAUUACACUGCACCUUGUAAAUGAUCUAUCCUGGUCAUGAAGGAAAGGGGAGGGGGGGAGGGGGGAGGGAAAGCUUCUCAGUGCAAGUAGCACAUGGUUUAAGUAGGAAUGAAUGAACCUGUGAUCUAGUCCUUGUCUCGUAAUUGUGGAUUAAUGUCAGCGUUAAUCAGCCUUCAGAGGGAGAAGAAAGCCUGGUCUUUUCCCUAGCUGUGCUAUGUUCAACUCCUGAUUUCCAUGGACUCCACCAUUUAUGUGUCAAAUUUGAAAUGGUUGUCACCUCUCUUGGAGGAGCCAGUCUGAAGACUCAGCACCAGCUGUGGUGGAGGCCUGCUGGAUUCUGAACAGCAUCCUAGCAUUCACAUCGAAAAAGGAUGCUAGCUGUGUAAAGCUGGCUAGGGAACUCUACCAGGAGGACUCUGUGUGCUGAUGAUAAUAGGUAGAGUUGGAGCAUCAAUUACGUAGAAUUUUGUGUCGUGCUGCCCUGUCCGCGGGGAAUGUUUCUGUUGGGGAGAGGGAUGGGGGGUGGGGGGCUGGGGGUGGGGGAGGAUGUAGGGGGAAGUGACAAUUCACAAAGAAGGUUUUUUGAGCAUUGGGAAAGUUAAGAAGUGUUCCUCCAGUGGUUUGUGAACUUUCUUUUUCUAUUUAUAAGUGACUUAAAAAACCUUUCCGUCACUGUUGUUAUUUGUUGUAGAUGUAGCUAUUUAUUGUUCAGUGCCUGCAUGCCGAAACAAUGCGUGUGGUUGUCUUCACGUGUAAGGACUUGUAGGGAUGGCUGUAUGUUUUGCACAUUUGUGGUUUUGGUUGUGCUUUGCUGCACAAAAAGGAAAACUUUUGAGUAACAAUUUGGGAUUUAGCUGAAGGGUGGGAUGGGCAGGGGAUACUCGUUUGUUUGUUUUUUAACCCAGCAGAAAUAGAUAGAUUGCAAGACAUAAUCUGAAAUUGUACUUUAAAAAGAAGCCCUGGCAGUCACUUUCUCAGACUGUCAUUCAGUGGGAUUCUGUCUUUGCAUGUAUGUGUAUGUCUUUUUUUUUUUUUUUUAAGAGGUGUGAUCCCCAUAUCUCAUUAUUUCAUUAACCUGAUUAGGUUUCUACCACUGUAAUCUGAAAAAAGUCCAAUGAUUUUUACAGCUUUCUCUCUUAUAGCCUUCUGAUCACCUAGAAAAUAAUAUGGAAUAGUUCUUGUGUUCUGGAGCAUAGACAGGUAAAGGCCAAAGUGUAUUUAUUUAUUUAUUUGUUUGUUACCCCAUUGGAAUGUUUUGCCAUAGCUACAUUGACUGGAAGGACCAAAGUCUUAAAGACUUAAAAAAGAUUUGCAAUAAUUCAUUUACCAGCCAGACUUGGAAGUGACCUGCUGAAAGUGGGGUUUCCUCUGCAUCCAGAGUUCUAAGAGUCAUCUUUAACUUUGGGUAUUACGGAAUUUUGUUCUCACACACAGAGACCCUGAAAAAAUUCCUUUGGUGCACGAAAGUGUGCUAUCUAACCCACAGACGCUGAAGAAUUUGCAGUAGUUUUGGUUCUGUUUUAAAGUCCGUUUCCAAUACAUUCCUGGAUAGUUUGGAAUGCUUGCUUACUGAAACAUGCCCUGUGGUGGCUUUUGGUGUUGUUAAGCCAUGCUAACCCCAUGAUUGUCCAGAGGUCUCUGAAGAGACCAGAACUUGAAUUAGCCACCACCCUUAUUCUUUCUCACAUUGCAGUUAUUUCAGAAAGUGGAUUCUUAAUUACAACAUUUGCAGUGUGUGAGUUUUACGGAGUUUGUUUGCAUUGUCCAGUGGUGGUCAGAUGCUUACUGGUGAAAACCUCAUAGUGGUUGGAUGAGAAAUAGUACUCUACAAUCAUGUUUAAAAUGCAUUCUAUUUGGACCAAAAUAUUGAUCUGUUGAAAUAAAAAAAAAAUGAGUCAUUUCCAGCAUUCAUUCACCCUUUCUUAGCUGUCUCCUUAGCAAUGCAAAUGUCCCUUUCUACACCUCCCUCCCCAGCUCAGCCUCACGACUUGCCGAACAUUCACCAUUUUUACAUCCCUGCAUUGAUAGCUGUGUAGCUUAUGAUGCGAAGCUGGCUGAUGUGUCUUGUGUCAGUGCACAGCUUCAGAAAGCAGGAUGAAUUUGGUGCAGCUGUUUCAAAGUUGUGGUCUGUCCUUGGAUCCUCUAUUAAUUACCCUGUAGAGGCUGAAGGAAGCCACGGUGAGGGUGGGCCUCCGGCCCUGCGGGGGGAAUCGUUCUCAGCUCCUGCUCUUUGAAUUAAUGUGGGAAUUCUGGCUGGCUACUUGACCAUUCCAGCCCUGUGAAACAUCCCACACUUUGAAGCAAAUGCAAUUCACAGCACAGUGCACACAAAAACCUUGGCAUAAGACGGGGAAGGUUCUUUUUAUUAUUUUGUGGACUGGUUGCUGUAGAAACAGAUAACAAAGGGCAGCCUUCCACUUCUGGUAUAAUUGUGCAGGCCCUUUUCUCUGGGUCUGACACCUGUCUGAAUAAGAAUGAUUAGAGCUGAAUAAUAUCCCUCCCUUGACUAUUGAAUAUGUGGUUCUUGUACAAAAACCUGGAUAAAUCGAAGUAAAAUGUCCACGUUAUGCCUGCCUGUUUGCCACUUCAUUCUGAGGUUUUGUAAAACUGCAUUUUUUUUUUCACAAUGUGAAACUGAAGGUAAAUAAAUUGUUAGAGAUUUUCUCUUCAGUGA
Molecule: messenger RNA, 5196 nt
Organism: Trichosurus vulpecula (common brushtail)
Lineage: Eukaryota; Metazoa; Chordata; Mammalia; Diprotodontia; Phalangeridae
Gene: ENC1
Product: ectodermal-neural cortex 1
Exons: 3
Coding region: 628-2397 (589 amino acids)
Molecular function (GO): protein binding
Source: RefSeq, a predicted model, not a curated record